GAAUUUGAGAAUUUCCGCAUAAAUACAAAACCCUAUACGUCUUUCUUCUCCAUCAUUUUAAGUUGCAGAAGAACAUCAACCAUGGCGAAAGCUCUCCAAUGCAUAUUUUUUUGAUCUUUUCCUUUUCCCUUCUUUUUUGAUCGCUGCAGAGAAAUGGAAACUCCUGUGGGUUUAAGAUUCUGUCCGACCGACGAGGAGAUCGUCGUCGAUUACCUUUGGCCGAAAAAUUCCGAUAGAGACACGAGCCAUGUCGAUCGAUUCAUUAACACAGUCCCUGUCUGUAGACUCGAUCCUUGGGAGUUACCUUGCCAGUCAAGGAUCAAACUGAAAGAUGUGGCUUGGUGUUUCUUCAGACCUAAGGAGAACAAAUAUGGCAGAGGUGAUCAGCAGAUGAGAAAAACGAAAUCUGGGUUUUGGAAGAGUACUGGCAGACCAAAGCCUAUCAUGCGUAAUCGCCAACAGAUCGGUGAGAAAAAGAUUUUGAUGUUUUACACGAGUAAGGAAUCCAAAUCCGAUUGGGUUAUACACGAGUACCACGGUUUCUCUCAUAACCAGAUGAUGAUGACAUACACACUCUGUAAAGUUAUGUUUAAUGGUGGCAUGAGAGAGAAGUCUUCCUCUUCUCCUUCUUCUUCUGGUGUUAGUGGAAUUGAGCAGAGUCGUCGUGACUCUUUAAUCCCUCAGCUUGUCAACAAUUCUGAGGGAUCCUCACUUCACAGAGAAGAUCCAAGUCAGUUUGGUGAUGUGCUGCAAGAAGCUCCAAUCGAGGAUGCUAAACUGACCGAGGAAUUGGUAAAAUGGCUGAUGAAUGAUGAGGAUGAUGCUCAAAUCGAGGAUGCUAUACCGAUUGAGGAAUGGGAAACAUGGUUGAAUGAUAUUGAUGAUGCUAAGGAGAAGAGUAUCAUGUUUAUGCAUGAUAAUCGAAGUGAUUACAGACCUCCAAACUCAUUAACUGGUGUCUUCAGUGAUGAUGUUAGCAGUGAUGAUAAUGAUUCUGAUUUGCUAACUCCAAAAACAAACUCUAUUCAAACUUCGAGCACUUGUGAUAGUUUUGGUAGCUCAAAUCAUCGCAUAGACCAGAUCAAAGACCUGCAAGAAUCUCCUACCUCAACAAUCAACUUAGUGUCACUAACUCAAGAGGUGAGCCAAGCUCUAAUAACCAGUAUUGAUACCGCCGAGAAGAAGAAGAAUCCUUAUGAUGAUGCACAAGGGACUGAGAUUGGUGAGCAUAAAUUGGGUCAAGAGACGAUCAAGAAGAAAAGAGCUGGUUUCUUUCACAGGAUGAUACAAAAAUUCGUCAAGAAAAUUCACCUAUGUUCUUCCAUCUCAAGAACUUGAUAACAAUAAAAGUGAUCAAUAACACCUUUUCUACUUUCCAAAUUAUUUACAACAGUACAAGUGUAUGCUAUGAUGUCUAUCUUGGUUUGUAACUUUACCAUACUGUAUGUGUGAUAUGUAUAAAACUGGUAAAUUUGUGAAGACAAAUUUGUAUCCAUUGACAUAAUAAUGUCUAUCUUGUUUUGUUACUUUCUCAUCUUGUAUGUAUGCUCCAUUGUGAAGACAAAGUUGUAUAAUUUCUGCUCAUACAGC
Molecule: messenger RNA, 1590 nt
Organism: Arabidopsis thaliana (thale cress)
Lineage: Eukaryota; Viridiplantae; Streptophyta; Magnoliopsida; Brassicales; Brassicaceae
Gene: NAC003
Product: NAC domain containing protein 3
Exons: 6
Coding region: 154-1338 (394 amino acids)
Biological process (GO): regulation of DNA-templated transcription
Cellular component (GO): nucleus
Molecular function (GO): DNA binding
Source: RefSeq, marked reviewed